Molecule: messenger RNA, 1731 nt
Organism: Aspergillus calidoustus
Lineage: Eukaryota; Fungi; Ascomycota; Eurotiomycetes; Eurotiales; Aspergillaceae
Source: the annotation of a GenBank genome assembly
UUCACCUUUGUGUUUUGAACCAUUUUCUCUAUUUUCCCAGCGUUGGGAUAGCCAUUCUUUUCUAUCAGGAGCGAGCUCCUCGUCACUCAUUACUUUCGGCCACUCUUUAGGCAUCUAUUUAUUUUGUUAUUUUGAGAUAACAUCCACUCCUUUAUAAGACUGAUAAAAUGCGGUUUUCCGUAGCAGUAGCGGUUAGUUUCCUAACCGCUUGCGCGUACGCCCAGACGCCCUCCUACCACUACGACUUCGACCUCACUGCGGCAAACUACGAGGACAGAGCCUCAGAGCUAGGCGGCGCGUACCGCCUCUCCAACAUAAACGGCCAUGUCGAUGGCGGCAAAACCCUUUUCACCGCAGUCUGGGAGAAAACGCCCUCCGACGCCACCGAGCGACAAGUCUUCAUCGACCAAACCCUCGACGAAUUCCAGGCAACCCUCGCCUCCCUCAAGAACACUUACCACCCAAUCGUCCUAAACGGCUACCUAAACGCAGCGGGCAAGACCCUCUUCGCCUCGAUCUGGGAGUCCUCCCCGGCCGAUAUAGGUUUCUGGGACGUCACGUUUGAAAAUGUAUAUAGUGUCCUCGACAAGCGGACGAAGGAAUACGGCGCCCUAACCCCGCCCAUCCGGCCACUGUGGUAUAGCGCAUACCUCGCUGCGCCAGACGCCGACCGCUACGCGCUUAUUUGGGGCGUCGACCACUCGCAGCCCAACGACAAUGCCACGAACCCGGAUAAACCAUACUACUAUGGCACAGCCCCAGCCAAGUAUUUCCACGAGUACGUCGUCUCCGCGGGGAUCCGGGGGACGAUGCCCGUGACCGUGGACGUGAUUCCGUUGUAUGGGCAGCCCAAGUUCUCAAGUCUGUGGAGGAAGGUUGCGCCGGCGAACUCGUAUCCGAACUGGAGUGCGUACCGCGAGAUCAACCGCAAGACCAUGCAGGCUCAUUUGGAGGAAGGCGCGCGGAAUGGUGGGCGACUGCUUAGCUUGGUUGCGUAUAAUGUGCAGGGCGUCGGGAUGCAGUAUGCGGCCGUCAUCGAUGAUGCACCGCCUGCGGUGCGUGAGACGUAUCUUCCCGGUCAGCCGCUCUGGCCGGUUGUUACGACCUCGUCGUCGACUGUUGAUUGUCCGCCUACGAGUACUACCUCUGUGGUGCGGAUGACGUCUUCUGUUACUACCACGACCACUACUACUGCCAAGCCUACGACAACGACGACAACGAUGCGUACGACUACUGCGGCGCGCACGACGACUACCAAGCCUACAACCACUACCAAAAAACCCACGAGCACCACCAAGCCUACGACAACCACCAAGAAGCCCACCACUACGACGACUACGAAGAAGCCCACGACCACGGCAACCACGAAGCCAGUCGCCAAUGGGAGUCCGGGCUGGGCUGCGGUAAUCGAAAAGAUUAGAAACGCUGCUGUCAAGAAGGUUGUCAGCAAAAAAGCCGGUGCAUAAGCUUCUGGCAACCUCUGGGAAAUUGAGUUCCUAGCAGCUACGCUCUAGGGACGCUGGGUUAUCGAGGUGAUGUGGUAGAAGAACCUUUUUCUUGGCAGACAUGUAAUAUUAUUUGGCCUUGUAUUGACAUGGUGACUCAGGAUUAAUCAAGCUUAUAUGGUACUAAGAGGACAAGUCAUUAGGGCUAGUGAACCUCGGGAACUAGAUGGUUACCUAAUUAUUUUCUCAAUACUAUUACCCUCGAUGAACGGCUUCUUUCUGAGGA